CUACUACUUACUUGCUUUUUGGGUGCAACAAAAACAAAAAAAGUUAGAGAUAGAGAGAGAUAAAAAAGAGUUAAUAAAAAGAGCUCACAACAAGAACACAACACCACAAAGCCUUCCCCUUUAUUUUUUUCCCGUGUAACCAAAAAAAUCAAAAAGAUUACUCUCUCUUUAAUAUCUGGGUUUAUACUACAGUCCUUCUUUGGUGCAAAGAUCCCAAAAAAUCAAAAUCGAAAGAGAGAAUAAAUCAAAAGGAAGAAUCUUUAUCUGCUUUCUCUCGAUGAGGAUCCGGAAACGACAAGUGCCUCUUCCUUUAUCGUCUCUAUUACCAGUUCCUCUAUCAGAUCUCUACUUUAACCGCUCACCGACGGCCACCGCGAGAUACUUUCGCGGUGGUUAUAAAGACGGCGGUGAUGAUUUUGGUUCUCUUCAGCUUUCGCUUCCGCCGCCGUCGCAGAUUUCUGAUCGGCUUAUUCAAAGAGAUUUGAUAAAGAAGAAGGAGGAGGUCAAGGCUUUGGAUGAUGAUAAUGGUGAUGUAGACGUCAAGAGUCGUACUGAUGCAUCGGGCAGCAAGAAUGUUAAUCCCCGAGGAGAAUCCGUCUCUUCAAUACAAGUUGUCGAGAAGAAUGAAAAGGUUGUGUCUUUGAGGAAGAGAAGAGGCUUUAUCAACUUUGAGGAUUACGAAGAUGAGGAAGAUGAAGAAGCUAGUGGCGGUGGAGGCCGUAUUAAUAAAGGGAAAAAGAAAGCGAAAAAGAGCGGUGGUGGGUUAGAGGAAGGAUCACGGUGCAGCCGUGUUAACGGUAGAGGAUGGAGAUGUUGUCAGCAAACGCUUGUUGGUUAUUCUCUUUGUGAGCAUCAUCUCGGUAAAGGAAGGGUAAGGAGCAUGAACAAGAGUGGUGGUGGUCGUGGCGGCGAGAAAAAGGCGGUGGUGGUGGAAGUGAAGAAGAAGAGAGUAAAGCUUGGCAUGGUAAAGGCACGUUCAAUAAGUAGUUUGCUUGGACAAACCAGCACUAGUGGUGGUACUAGUGGUGAUGUUGAUCAGGGUGAGAUAAGUGCACCUGCUGAUCAGUUCGCUGCAUGUGAUAAGUAGGUCUGUUGAUCAGCAUUUGCAUGUAUAUGGAUAUGUGUAUGUUUAUGUACAUGAUGAUAAUGGGCAUAGCUCUAUGUAUUGGGUGUGUGAACAUGUCUAUGUGUAGAUUGAUCGAGGACGUAAUUGGCCUUUGCUCUGCAUCUUAUAUAUAUUGGUGGAUGUUUCCUAGUUUCAUUUUCGUUUAUACCAAGGCUUUAAUAGUUGAAACUUAGAUGAAUAAAUGGACUAAAGAAUAUGAUUGAAUAAGAUAUAACUAAAAUUGUAUUCUAUCUAGCUAUUACUUCUGUAAGUUAGUUACUACUUACUGUAAAAGAAUAGUAGUAAUUCAUUGAUGUUUCAACUUUUUUAGCAAAAUCAUGUGAACUGUUUUUCUCCACGAUGCUCACUGCAACUGGUGCAAAAUAAAUGAAAUCAAACGAUAGGACUACUUUGUUUCAGUUUCCAACCAUAAUUUUUUACGGUAUUUGGA
Arabidopsis thaliana (thale cress) is the source of this 1556-nucleotide messenger RNA. RefSeq names its product WRC protein. The transcript has 4 exons. The coding region runs from base 278 to 1087 and encodes 269 amino acids. Lineage: Eukaryota; Viridiplantae; Streptophyta; Magnoliopsida; Brassicales; Brassicaceae. The record is from RefSeq and is marked reviewed.